Mycena indigotica is the source of this 246-nucleotide messenger RNA. RefSeq lists its product as uncharacterized. Lineage: Eukaryota; Fungi; Basidiomycota; Agaricomycetes; Agaricales; Mycenaceae. The record is from RefSeq and is a predicted model, not a curated record. The transcript is spliced from 4 exons. The coding region runs from base 1 to 246 and encodes 81 amino acids.
AUGUGUCAACAAUUAGCUGAAGGCACUCGCUGGACGCGAUGUGGGCAUUUUCAACGACAUCUCGUUGUCGCUAUCGUUGACUGCAACACCACACGCUGCGAGCGUUCGGUCUACCACCCUCGAGGCUGUCGGGCUACAACAUGCGCUAGAAAUUUUGGAACCGAGAUUCAACGCGAUGUAGAUGCUGUUGAUGAUUACUGUUGGGCAUGCAAGGCAGCCCAGGAGCGCGCAGCUCGAGGCCGAUGA